Messenger RNA from Saprolegnia parasitica CBS 223.65, 2125 nucleotides. RefSeq lists its product as hypothetical. The record is from RefSeq and is a predicted model, not a curated record. The coding region runs from base 20 to 2047 and encodes 675 amino acids. Lineage: Eukaryota; Oomycota; Saprolegniomycetes; Saprolegniales; Saprolegniaceae. The transcript has 5 exons.
CGACAAGGUCCGAAGUAGCAUGAGCACGUCGGCGGCGUCGUCGCGGCCGUCAAGCACCGCGACAAGCGCGGUCUCAAGCGCGCCAGUCCUCGGCCCGAUCCCGCAGGGCGUCCUGCUCUACGGCCAGCAGCUGCGCCUCAUGGCGGCGAGCUCGUACCACAGCGCGAGCGCGCCCACCGAUGUCGGGCUCGGCGUCUACGAGAAGAAGGGAAAGCAUGGCAUCCUCAACUGCGUGCCACCGCUCGGGCCGUCGCAGGAGCACCUCUUCAAGGAGGAUGAGUACACGGUGCUCGACCCGAGCAAGACGCACAAGCUUGGGUCGCCCGUCCAGUUUGGCCACACGCUCGUGCUCGUGAACCAGAACGACGAAGUCUGGAACAACAAGACGGGUGGCAUCACGGGCUACAUUGGCCCACGCCCGCGCCAGACGCCCGGGGAGAUGUUUGUUAGCUUCCACCCGAACCCCAAGGGCCCGCAAUCGACAUCGCUCUUCGUGCACUUUGGGGACUCGAUCGUCAUUGACGUCGAGGACGCCAACCGCCACGUGCGCGCGUACAACAAGCGCCUCACCAACUUUAAGAAGCCGACGUCGUCGAUCCUCGGCGGCUACAUUUGCUGCGACGGCAAAGGCCACGACCUUCACUGCACGAUCGCGCCGCCCAAGCUCCAAGUAAAGCAAGUGCGACUCAAGUCCAAGAUUCUCUCGGGCUAUCAGUUUGGGCAGCCAAUCGACAUUACGAACGAAGACAAGACGAUCGAGGUGCGCUUCAGCCACGACAAGACGCUCCUCUUGACGCCCGAGCUUGUACAAGACUUGGUCCGCGACAGCCAGAACUCGUCGGGCCCUCUCUACGUCCCGCUGACCAAUGGUCCGGGCGGGGUCCAGCUCAGCUUGCAGGUCGCUCCGGACCCGUCGUCACCCGCGUACCGCGCACCCGAACCGUCCGUGCCGAUGACGCAGGCGCUGGCGCAAAAGCUCCAGGAAACGCCGGUGCACAAGGUCUCGAUUCUCGUGGUCAUUUCGUCCGUUAUCCUCGCGCUGCUCAAGCGUUCCGGCCUCGUGCAUCAGUGGAUCGCUGUCGCGCUCGCGGCGUGUAUUUGGACACCAGCGAUGUUUCUUCUGCUCUCGGGCAACCAAGCGACGCCCAAGAAGCCAUCGUCGACGACGUCGGCGCAGGAAAUUGCCGCUCCUGGCACGAAGAAGCUCGUGCUGCUGCAAUACGUCUUCCGACGUGACGCUGAGGGGCCGGUGGCGCCAUUAGCUACCGUUGCCACCGUCGCCAAGGGCGAGUCGCCGCCCGUGCCGCAGCGGUACAUGAACGCUGUCAAGGGCGACCCCGCCGCGGCCCUCGUGCGCUGGGAGGACACGCUCGCGUGGCGCAAGGAGGAGGGCGUCGACGGCAUUCUCGACGAGCCGAUGCCGUUUUUCCGUCUCAUCAAGCAAAACUACCCGCACUACUACCACAAGCGUGGCCUGCACAACGAACCCGUCUACUACGAGAAGCCGGGAAAAAUCGAUCUCAAGCUGCUUCGCACCGAAGGCGUCACGCUCGAGAACCUCAUUCGCAACUACACGAUGAUCUCGGAGUUUCUCUGGCGCGUCGUCGAGAAGGACGACAACCAAAAGUGCAUCACGGUCAUCGACGUCGAAGGCAUUGGCAUGGCCGACUUUGGCGGCGAAGUCGUCGACUACAUCCGGAAGGCGUCGUCGUUUACAGGCAAGCACUACCCGGAGCGCUGCGCGUACAUCUUUGUUGUCAACGUGCCCAUGUGGUUCAACAUGAUCUGGAAAGUCGUGCAGGGCAUGAUCGACGAGGUCACGCGCGAGAAGGUGACGAUCGUCCGCGGCAAGAGCGCGAUCUAUGAGGCGCUCGUCAAGCGCAUUCCGGUCGAGAACAUUCCGGUCGAGUACGGCGGCCAGAGCGAGGGCAAGUCGCCCGAAGAGGAAGUGCUCUUCAAGCUCAUGGACUUCAACAACCACGUCGACGGCGUCGAGAACCCGCUCGUUGGGGCGUACACGCGCAAGCCGUUCGUGGAGGCGUCGUAAGCAGACACCAAUGGAUCAUCAGAGACAGGAACGAUAGUAUAUAAUGCAUGACAACACAUACGCGUUCUUAUAGUCGUC